Molecule: messenger RNA, 1094 nt
Organism: Serpula lacrymans var. lacrymans S7.9
Lineage: Eukaryota; Fungi; Basidiomycota; Agaricomycetes; Boletales; Serpulaceae
Exons: 9
Coding region: 161-925 (254 amino acids)
Biological process (GO): defense response
Cellular component (GO): extracellular region
Source: RefSeq, a predicted model, not a curated record
GGCUCACCACUCACUAUCCAGGAAACGGUAGCGAUAUUUACAGCCGUAGAGGCACAACAGUUCCUGGCCCAGCUUUUAGUACCAAAUUUCGAAGGCCGGGGGAGGUACAAAAGGCCUUGCGAAAGGACUACAACCAACAUCCCCACCUAUCAUCACUACUAUGAAGCUUUUGUACGCUGCCUCUUCUCUCUCCAUCGCCUCGGGCGCCCUUGCGCGUACCCUCACGGUCUACAACGCUUGCCCAUUCACCGUUUGGCCUGCUAUGUUCACCGCUGGUGCCCCCUACCCGUCUUACACCACUGGGUGGCAGGCCGAUGCGUACACCUCCGUCAGCUUUGCGGUCCCUGACAACUGGACUGCUGGUCGUAUCUGGGGUCGUCGUGACUGUGACUUCAGCACCAACCCCGGCCCCAACUCUUGCGUUGACGGUGGCUGCAAUGGAGGCUUGGUUUGCGACCAAAGCACCGGCACUGGUGUUCCUCCUGCCACCCUCGCCGAGUUCACUUUGGGCUCCAACGGUUUAGACUACUACGACGUCUCUCUCGUUGAUGGUUACAACUUGCCCGUUGCUAUCACCAACACCGCUGGCUGCAGCCUCGCUGACUGCCCUGUUGACCUCGGACCAAACUGUCCUGCCGCUAUCCAGGGUCCUUACGACUCUACUGGCUUCGCUGUCGGUUGCAAGUCUGCUUGCGAGGCCAACAUUGACGGUAACCCCUCCGACUCUGCCAACUGCUGCAGUGGCUCGCACAACACCCCCGCUACCUGCCCCAACUCGGGUGUCGCGUACUACAGUUACUUCAAGGACAACUGCCCCAACUCGUACUGCUACGCCUACGACGAGUCCUCCGGCACCGCCCUCUGGACUUGCCCUGCUAGCAGCAACGCUGACUACACUGUCACUUUCUGCCCUCCCCCCACUUAAAUCCGUUCGUAGCCUUCGCAUGAAAGCGAACCUAACAAGGCACUGGUAUAUAGUGUGAAAUCUGGGAUAAAAUUGUGUUUUAUACAUUUAUUCUUUAUCUUGUGGUUAUUUGAUGGUCUUUUGUGUGUGUUAUGAAAACCCUGAAAUUCAUAAAUUUGAUUCUUUCGAA